Prorocentrum cordatum is the source of this 2712-nucleotide messenger RNA. NCBI's taxonomy places the organism in Eukaryota, Dinophyceae, Prorocentrales, Prorocentraceae. The record is from the annotation of a GenBank genome assembly.
AUGGCCCCGGGCGCCACCACGACCCGGGGAGUGGGCGUCGCGGUGGGCGCGCCCGCGGCCUGGGCGGGGUUGCGGCUGGCGGGCGGUUGGCUGGCGGCGGCCCCCGCGUGGCCGCCUCCGCCGCCGCCCCCGCCGCCGCCGCCCACUGGGCCUGGUGCGGCGAGCGCCGCGGCGGCUGUGGCCGCGGAGCUGGGGCCGUUGCUUGCCAACAGCCCCCUGCAGGCGCCGCCGAUAUUCCCCUCGGUGGAGGCGACGGCCGCGGCGCCACUGGACAAGCCCCCGCUGGCGACGGGGGCCGAGGGCCCGACUGUCGCGGCGGAGCCGCCCGUGGCCGGCCCGGCCUUGGUGCCCGAGCGCGCGUCCGCGCUGGAGUUCGCGCGGCUGGUGGCGGGGGCGGAGAUCCACAGGUUCUCGGAGCCCGUGCGCACGGCACAGCCUCUCGCGAGCGGGGGGGCUGACAGGACGGCGACGCCGCCCGGGGUCGAUGCUGGGCCGCUGAUGGAGGCGGCCGCUGCGGAGGCCAGUGGUGCCCUGCGGGCGAUCCCCGUGGAGGAGGUCGACGGUCACCGUCGGCGGCGGCCCAAGAUGGUCGCGAACCUGUUGGAGGACCUGAGUGGUGGCCGCCACGCGGCACUGGAGGGGGGCCCCGAGUCCGCCGUGGUGCCUACUGCCGUCGGGGCUUCCGACCCGGAGAUGGCCGACGGGGACCUGGGAGACAGGCUUGGGUUCCCGGCGUCCGAGGGGGCGUCCGACGCCGAGGUCGCCGAUGACGCGAGGACGCUGUGGGCGCAGCAUGAUGAGCGCGGGGGGCGCCGCGAGCCCUGGCGUGAGGUCGUUCGCGAGGUGAAGAAGUGCAUCCUCCGCGACUGGUCCUGGAUGGGGCGGCCUCUCCACCGCGGAGUACAUGAUCAAGAGGUGUGGGUGCGGGAUCGGCUCAUCAGCUCGACUGACCGUGCCUGCGCAGAGAUGAAGUGCUUGCUCUCAACGAUCAGCUACGUUGGGGCCUGUGACCAGAUCAACUUGGCCAGCAUGGCGAGCAUCGAGGCGGCGCGUCAUGGGGCGUCGCAGAUCGUGGAGGCAUGCCCGUGCGACCCCGCCAAGCCACCGAAGCGGGGCGGUCUGCGGCGCUACGUGAGCGCGACGGGCCCGCUGGUCGUCAUCGACCCCGCGUUGAGAUCGGCCGUCUUCCAUCGGAACGAGAAGAAGACCGAGUUGGAGGGCUGGAAGAGCCGCGCCGCCGGCGUGCUGGCGCCGAGCCCUCUGGCGUUGGAGCCGACGGGCGCGGGCGCGGCCGCGUACGGGGUCGUGGGGAUGAUCGAGGCGGCGGCGGACGGGGCAUCUGGGCGCGGUGGCAAGCUCACCGCGCCCGAGGUCGGGGACUUUCGUGAGGUUGUCGACGCCUUGAAUUGGUUGAUGAACCGAACUAGUACAGGCGCUAUGCCGAAUUCUGACCAGAUGAGGGUGCACGCGCGGAUCCUGGCGUGCGCGGGCGACAGCCUGCCGCCUCUGGAGACCGCGAUCCCACCCCCGCGGGCAGCCUUCUCAGAGCUGAUGCACCUAGACUCGCCGGUCAACAUGGACGUCUUCCUCUGCCAGAGGCCCAAGGGCAGCGCCAGCACGCGCAUCAAACACCACCCCCUGACGUCCCAGAGCGUACGGCCUUCCACGCCCCGGAUCGCGGUGGAACUCCCCGGCUUCCAGGCUACUGUAGUGUUCAGAGGCACGCUGUGGUAUUCGCGCGGGGAAGCGGUUGCGUGCGUGCCGCGAAGGUCUGCUCCCGAGGCGUCGGGGGCACCCGAUGCUGAAGUCAUUGCGCAGGGGGAAUUUGGCUCCGCGGCAAUUCUGUCUGCUGUGGCGCGCCGCGAUGUUCGUGCCACGCUGCGCCAGUGGCUGCGCCCGGAGGCGCCGCCCGUACUGCUGCUGCUGCUACUGCUGCUGCUGCUGCUGCUGCUGCUGCUGCUGCUGCUGCUGCUGCUGCUGAGGUGGGAUGCCCUCGGGCCGAAGCACCCCCACACGCUCGACGCAGUGAAUAACUUGGCCGUCUUGCUCAACAACAUGCAAAGGUACUCCGAGGCGGAGCCCUUCCACCGCAAGGCGCUGAUCGGCAGAGAGGAGGCCCUCGGCCCCGAGCACCCGGACACGCUGGCCUCCGCGAACAAUUUGGGCGUCCUGCUGCACGACAUGGGGAGGCUUCGGGAGGCCGAGCGGCUGCACCGGAGGGCCCUGAGCGGCAGGGAGGCGACACUGGGGCCAACUCACCCCGACACGCUGGCCUCCAUGAGCAACCUGGCCACCCUGCUGCAGGCCAUGGACCGCGGCGCGGAGGCGGAGGCGCUUCACCGGCGCGCGCACGAGGGCCGGGAGGCCACGCUCGGCCCCCUGCACCCGGACACGCUAGGCUCGAUCAACAACCUCGCGAACCUGCUGCGGGUGAUGGGGCGCUGGGACGAGGCGGAGCGGCUGUACCGCAAGACGCUGAAGGGCACCGAGUCCGCCAUGGGCAUGAACCACCAGUGCACGCUGGCGUCGGUGAACAACCUGGCCAACCUGCUGGACGACCUCGGGAGGCGCGAGGAGUCCGAGAGCCUCCACCGGCGCGCGCUGGAGAGCAAGGAGGCGGUGCUCGGGCCGACGCACCCGGACACCCUGGGCAAGCCGCUCCCCCGCAGCCUCCCGGGCGGUCUCGGCGCGCCGCCCCGGGGCGCUUGUUAA